AUGGGUGACUGUGCCAAGGAUGAGGCAUUUCAUAAUGGAUCUUUUUUCAUCGAUACGGCGAAUUUCUACCAAGCAGGAGAAUCCGAACAAUGCAUUGGAGAAUGGAUGCAAGCCCGCGGGAAUCGUGAUCCACUCGUGCUGGCGACAAAAUAUACCGCAACCUACGCCCCCAACAUCCCCUCCCGGGCAACACAACCGGCAACCCCCUCAUCCCUGCGCAACCUGCAGACAGAUUAA
This is a messenger RNA of Aspergillus chevalieri, 237 nucleotides long. RefSeq lists its product as uncharacterized. Bases 1 to 237 code for a protein of 78 amino acids. The transcript has 3 exons. Lineage: Eukaryota; Fungi; Ascomycota; Eurotiomycetes; Eurotiales; Aspergillaceae. The record is from RefSeq and is a predicted model, not a curated record.